This is a messenger RNA of Emericellopsis cladophorae, 1857 nucleotides long. Its product is annotated as Beta-glucosidase 1A-like protein. Gene Ontology annotation, molecular function: beta-glucosidase activity. Lineage: Eukaryota; Fungi; Ascomycota; Sordariomycetes; Hypocreales; Bionectriaceae. The coding region runs from base 1 to 1857 and encodes 618 amino acids. Gene Ontology annotation, biological process: carbohydrate metabolic process. The record is from RefSeq and is a predicted model, not a curated record. The transcript has 3 exons.
AUGAACCGCCUCACACUGGUAGGCCUCCUGGGCUCGACUGCGCUAGCCCAACAAGUCUUCCUUCCCGCGCAAGGUCCCACGGAUCGUCCCCAAUGUGAAGCCUCUCAGACUCCAGAGCCCACGUACUCGUUCACGCCCUUCAGCUACACCCUCACAACGACCCAGCGCACGGCCACGUCCGUCACACCCAGUGCAGCAACAACCUACGCCUGCCCGCCCUCGGCUUUGGCCACUCUGAUUCCGUCCCAGUCGUAUACAACAUGGGGAAAAUGGGACCCAAAUGCUACCGAGACAGCCUCAGACACAGACAACCUCUACGGUGAUGCUGCCUGGACAGCUUUGUGGGAGCAUGCGAAUCCUCCCAACUUCACGGAAACAGGCGUGUACAGCACCACCGUCGAACCCACGCCAAUCCCGAGCGAGGAGCUCGUGCUCCCUCCACGUGACUAUUUUGGUCCGAAUGAUUGCUAUAACUUCCCCGAGGGUUUCGAGUUCGGUGUCUCCAGCUCGGCUUCCCAGGUGGAGGGCGCCACCGCUGAGGCCGGCAAGGCACCGUCACUCAUGGAUAUUCUCGUGCAGGAUGACAGAGCCAAGUCGUACGUAACCAACGAGAACUACUACCUGUACAAACAGGACAUUGAGAGGGUGGCGGCCAUGGGCGUCAAGUACUUCUCCUUCAGCAUUGCCUGGACCCGCAUCCUCCCCUUUGCACUGCCCGGGACGCCCGUGAACCAGGAGGGCAUCGACCACUACAACGAUCUCAUCGAUUUCAUCGUCUCCAAGGGCAUGAUCCCCGAAGUCACACUGCUUCACUUUGACACUCCGCUGCAGUUCUACGGCGCCAACCUGACCGAGGCCCAGCGCACUCCGGAGAUUGGAUACAACAACGGAGCCUACCAGAACGAGACGUUUCCCGACGCCUUUGUGAACUAUGCCAAGAUCGUCAUGACCCAUUACGCCGACCGCGUGGCCACCUGGUUCACUUUCAACGAGCCCCUCCUCUACUCCGACAAUGGGCGGUCGAUAUAUAACGUGAUCAAGGCCCACUCGCAGGUGUAUCACUUCUACAAGGACGAGCUACACGGCCAGGGCAAGAUCUCCAUGAAGUUCAACAACAAUCUUGGAGUCCCCCGGGACCCCAACAGCCAAGCUGAUGUAACGGCUGCAGACCACUUCAACAGUUUCCAACUAGGACCUUUUUGCAACCCGAUCUACUUGGGCAUUGACUAUCCCGAAUCCUACAAGUCGACAAUCCAGGACUAUGUGCCCCUGACAGCGGAAGACCUUGAGUACAUGAACGGGACGGCGGACUUUUUGGGCAUUGAUCCAUACACGGCAACUGUCAUUGCGCCGCCCGAGGCAGGCAAUGCGCAGAGCAUCAUGGACUGUGCCGCCAACGCCAGCUCCAUCUACAGGCCCUACUGCGUCAACCAGACCACCAUAGAGGUCAAUGGUUGGAACAUUGGGUAUCGCUCACAGACCUACGUCUACAUCACACCAACCUAUCUACGUAGCUACCUCAACUACCUCUGGAACACGUGGCGGCACCCCGUCGUCCUGACAGAGUUUGGCUUCCCCGUCUUCGGGGAGGACGACAAGGACUUGACCGAUCAACUGUUCGACACGCCCCGCAGUCUGUACUACCUUAGCUUCAUGUCCGAGGUGCUCAAGGCCAUCUGGGAGGACGGCGUCCACGUCUCAGGCGCUUUUGCGUGGAGCUACAUGGACAAUUGGGAAUUUGGAGAUUACACGGCGCAUUUCGGCAUCCAAACGGUAAAUAGGACAUCGCAAGAGCGGCGGUACAAGAAGAGCUUCUUUGAUCUUGUGGAUUUCAUGAAGGCUCGUGGGGUGGAAUGA